Acanthoscelides obtectus is the source of this 548-nucleotide messenger RNA. Lineage: Eukaryota; Metazoa; Arthropoda; Insecta; Coleoptera; Chrysomelidae. The record is from the annotation of a GenBank genome assembly.
AGAUGCAGGUUUAAAUUUGUUUCUGGGAUGUCGCCUUUUGUGUCCAGAUUUAAAUCCGGGAAGAUUAUAGGUUGUCCCGCGACAAUCGCAGUAAUAUGGAGUAGAUGGACACAAGAGGAAACUGGUUGCAUGCGCCUGGUUAUUUUCCGGGUGGUUAUUACACUAUGUCCCAUUUUGGGCUAUGGGACGAGUGCUAUAUUUCCAUCAUUACUUCCCUGCUUUAUUGUUCAGCUCUAUGAUUACAGGUAAAUGAAAGAUUUAAAAAUACUUAUAUGGAAGUAUAUAUGGGUGUUUCACGUAGAACUGCGGCGAUCAAUUACUCAAAAAGUUGACAUAAGACAUUUAUCAAAGUCUGGCUUUAACAUAUAACUGAUCGAUAAAUUCGGCUAGAAUAUUUUCGAAAUUGUGGCUCUCCCAUUUAUACCGGAAGGAGUACCAACUUGCUUAUUUUAAAUAGAAUACCCUCUUUAGUAUGAAAUUUAUCAACAUAUACCUAAGUCUAACCGUUUUUGACCUAUCUCAAAUUUAAACUAAUACAAAUGCAUGCC